Molecule: messenger RNA, 580 nt
Organism: Funneliformis mosseae
Lineage: Eukaryota; Fungi; Glomeromycota; Glomeromycetes; Glomerales; Glomeraceae
Source: the annotation of a GenBank genome assembly
AUGACUUCCAUUUUAUGCGAAGAAUGUGAACAAGACAUUGACACGACGACUGGUUGGUGUACACCAUGUAACGCAAAGCACUUUGAAAACAACUUCCCUAAUUGGACAAGUGAUAAUGCAGAAAUAGACGAGUUUAUUCGUAACUCUCAAAUAACCGCCAAACGUCACGAAUGUGUGUUCGAAUGGGUUGACUAUUCUAAAUUUACGCUACUCCAAAAGGUCGAAUUUUCUAGAAACAAUAAGGCUUAUUGGGAAGAAGGGCAUUUGUUAAGGUGGGAUGUAAAAGCGAGUGAAUGGUUUCGACAUGGGGGGCAGUGGGUUAAGUUGGUAACUAAUUAUUCUGCCGAAAAACACUUGGGACCACGGGUCCUUAAACUGGAAUCUGAAUUUUCGAAAUCAAACCCACCAUCAAAGAGACUAAUUUAUGGAAUCACGCGUAAUCCUGUCACAAAAGAAUAUGCUGUCAUUGAAAAUUUAAUGGAUCGGUGUCUCUCUUGUGGUCAAGAAUGGAUGUCUCCCCGAUGGUGUCGCGGUUGUAAUACCAGUCUUUUUAAAUCUGAACGUUCAAAUUGGACAAGUG